AUGGAAGAAAGAAAGCAUUCAAAAAAUCAGACUAAUAAAGACAACAGAAGAAAUUAUAGUAUGCACCCUGACAAUGUAAUUUUUUAUGAUUAUUUUAACAAUUUAAAAAGAAAGGCGCUAGGCCAGGGUUAUAGCAAUUUGGUCAUUUCAUUUAAAACAAUUAUUGCGUCUAUUACAAAAUAUCCGUUGCCUAUUACAAAUAGCCAAGAUGCUUUUAAAUUAAGAGGUGUUGGUAAAAGCUUUUCACGAUAUUUUGAUAAGGUAUUAUCUCAACCUAAAGAUGAUAAUCACCUACAAAAAGACGGGAAUGAAAGUACUUUAUUCAACGAAGAUUCGAAUCAAAUUAUAAAUCAUGUAAAUAAAGUAAUUAACAAUACCGAUAAAUUUUUAAAACAAUUCAACAAGGAUUUUUAUAAUAUCAAAACAAAUGAGGAUAAUUCAGAUGAUACCAUUAUAAGAAAUAUAAAGGAAAUACAAAAUGAUCAUAUAAGUCAGGAUGACAAUAACAAUAGCUCAAAAAAAAAAAAAAAGAAAAAACAAACAAACAAUGACGAUAAAAUGUUGUGUAACCGUGGCAGUGUAAACUAUUGUAACGAAAAUGAUGAGCAAGUAAAAAAUUGCAGUAUUAAUUCUUCGAAUGAACGAAAGAUCAGUAAAUCAUCCUCCCUAAGCAAUAAUGGAGAUGACAAUACUAGCAAUGAAAAGAUAUAUAAGAGUAAAAAGAAAAAAAAACAAUAUACUGAAUUAUCUGAUAACGAAAAAAGUGUUCUCGCAAUUAUUAAUGAGCAUAGUCAUAUGUAUAAUAAUAAUGCGAUGAGCAAAGAAGAGAUAAAUAAAGAGUUUUUUAAAUGUUGUCAAAAAUCUAUAAAUAUAAAUUUUAUAUUGUUAAACAAGUUAAUAAAAUUGGAAUUAUUAGAAAAGUUAGAAGAGACAGAAAAUAAUAACAACAAUCAUUCAAAUCAGACAAAUGAAGAAACCAUACCUAAUAAAAAAAAUGUUAGAUCAAAAUGUGUCAAAAAGGUUAAGAUAACCGAAAAAGGAAAGCAAGUUUUACAAAUGAAAAAUGAUAAAAUAAUAAAAAAAGAAGAACACAUAAAUGUGAAUGAGGAAAAAAACUCAUUUGAAAUUUCUAACGAUAAGAAUAGCAAAAUUAACGAAACGACAUGUGGCGACACUUUUAAUAGUGUUGAUGAUUCAACAAAAACAAUUGAUAAACCGAAAGAGGAACUAAUACAAAAUGCUAUGAAUAACAUUUUUGAAAAUAAUUUUGAUGCUAUAAAAAAUAAACAAAUUGAUCCGAAUGUGCUUGAACAAAUUAUGACAGUUGCAACUGAAUGUAACGAAAAAGAAAUGAGUAAUAUUGCAAAAAAUGAACGAUUCGAAAAAAAUAAUAAAAUAAAAGAUUUAAAAAAGGAUAACAUAGUUGAAAAAAACAAUAGUUGUAAUCAAAGUUGUCAUAAUACAAUAUCAUCAUAUAGAGAUGGUACAAUAAGCUUUGAUGCAAACUCAAUGGGUGAGACAAAUGUAAAAAAAUAUUCAGAAAAUAAAAGUGAACUAAUAGAUGAUAACAAAAAUAAUGAACAGUUUAAUGUUGAAACGGAGCAUUCUCAUGAUUUACAAAACGCAUUAGAUGAAAAUGAGCAUUUUGAAAGCAUUUCUAGUUCUAAUUUUCAAUUAAAAUUAGAUAAGAAAAAAGAGGGAUUAUAUAAAAAAUUAAAUAUAAGCUUAAAAGAUAAAUUACAAAAUAAAACAAUGCAGAACAAUCCUAAUUGUUUCAAUCAUAACAGUUUAGAUAAAAGUGUGCAAAAUAAAAAUUAUGAAAUUAACACAAACAAAUCAAAUAAUAAUUCGAGUGUUAAAUAUAUUAAUUAUCAAAGUUUAUUUAGUGAUGAGUCGGAUGACGAUAAUAAUGAUGAAAAAUGUGAGUCCUCUAAAAAUACUGAAAUAAAUCCAUCCUCAUAUAAUAAUAUAUCAACAACUAAUAACUAUAUUAAAAAUGCUAAUGAAAAUAUCCCACUAUUUGAAAAACAAAAUGUUAUUGAUAUAAUAGAUUUGUCUGACGACGAAGAAUAUAAUACAGUUAAUCCAUGUUCAUCGAAUUAUUGUAAAGAUAAACAAAGUGAUAAUGAGAAUGAAAAAAAACGAAAGUUAGGACCCGAUUAUGAUAAUAAUAAUGAGAUGAUUGGCUCAAUAGAAAAUAGGGAUUUAAACUCUCAAAAAAAUGAACAAAAGAAAAAAAAGCAAAAAAUUAAGAAUUCUAAAAUGGAAGAAGACACCAAAAUAGAAGAGAAUAAUGGUGAAGAUGAAAAUGAAAAAAAAGCAAAGAAAAAAAAACAAAAUAAAAAAAAAAAAAGUAAAAAUGAUAAUACAAAAUCAAAUGUAGAGACAGAACACUGUGAAGAAAAUGAGGAAAAUAAAAAUAUUCGAUAUGGACCUUAUGAAAUAAUAAUGAUAAUUGAUAAUAGAGAUGUGUCAGGAAUGAGUUCCGAAUUCAAUGAAAAAUGGAAAGAAAUUUUUAAAAAUAAUAAUAUAAAAUACGAAACGCGAAAUUUACCAUUAGGAGAUAUUAUAUGGUUAUGCAGAAGACCAGUUUAUAAUAAUAAUAAAAACACAUCUAAAAGAAAACGUAAGAAAAAAGAAAAGGAAGGGAAAGAAAAACAAAUAGAUAUAAAUGAAAAUUCAGUAGAUAAUUGGACAUCAAAUAUAGGAAAUAAAAAUAUCGAUUUUACUUAUAGCUAUGAUAAAUAUGGAAACACAUUAAGUGUUGAUUGUAAUGAAGUGGAAGAAAAUGUAGAUUAUGAAGAAUAUGUUUUAAAAUGGAUUAUAGAAAGAAAAGCAUUAAAUGAUUUAAGCUCAAGUAUAAUUGAUGGUAGAUAUGAUGAACAAAAAUAUCGUUUAAUGAGAUCUAAAGAAACAUAUCAUAUAAUAUAUCUAAUAGAAGAUAGUAAUAAUUCAUUUAAAAAUUAUACAAACACAUCAAAAAUAUCUUAUGAAACAUUAACGAAUGUACAACAUAGCAUUCGAUUGAUUAACGGGUUCUCAAUAUUGAGAAGCCAAAGUAUUAAACAUACUUUUCUUUUAUUAUCUGAAAUACAUUCAGAAAUUGUAAAAAAUCUUAAAGAAAUAUGUAAUGUAAAAAAUAAUGAAGAUAUAGUACAUAACGAAAAGUUAGAAACUUAUUUAAAAAAUAAUUCUUCUUCAUGGGAAAUAUGGAAUAAUGAAUCGAAAAAAUCAAAAAACAAUAUCGUCAAAGAAACAUUUGGAAAGCAACUCAGAUUAAUUAAUAUGUGUGGCGCAGAUGCUACCGAACUUCUUGUAUCCUUAUGGCCAACACCAAUCAAAUUAAAUGAGGCCCUUAAUAAAUAUACACAUAAUGGUAUAUUAGCAGAAAAACUUAAACGAAUUUACUUAAAAAAUAGAGAUAUGGUUGGAAAAAGAAAAGUAAAAUCACCUGUUGAUGCUAAUCUGAUAGCACAAUUAAGACAAUUGUAUGCCCCAGAUUCAAUUCAAAUAUAUCACCAUGGGGACAUCGAUUAA
Molecule: messenger RNA, 3537 nt
Organism: Plasmodium vinckei vinckei
Lineage: Eukaryota; Apicomplexa; Aconoidasida; Haemosporida; Plasmodiidae
Product: crossover junction endonuclease MUS81, putative
Exons: 2
Coding region: 1-3537 (1178 amino acids)
Biological process (GO): double-strand break repair via break-induced replication; resolution of meiotic recombination intermediates; DNA catabolic process
Cellular component (GO): Holliday junction resolvase complex; nucleus
Molecular function (GO): 3'-flap endonuclease activity; crossover junction DNA endonuclease activity; DNA binding
Source: RefSeq, a predicted model, not a curated record